This is a messenger RNA of Rhizoctonia solani, 855 nucleotides long. Its product is annotated as aldo/keto reductase family protein. The coding region runs from base 1 to 855 and encodes 284 amino acids. NCBI's taxonomy places the organism in Eukaryota, Fungi, Basidiomycota, Agaricomycetes, Cantharellales, Ceratobasidiaceae. The transcript has 9 exons. The record is from RefSeq and is a predicted model, not a curated record.
AUGGCAGCAAAGAAUGGGAUGAAUGGCUACUGGGUGAAGAAGAAGGGAUCAGACAUAUUAAAAGAGCGCAAUUAUGAGCUGGGAAUUCAAACCUUCGACACCGCCAACAUCUAUUCCAACGGAGAGUCUGAGCGGAUUCUUGGCAAAGCUAUCAAGCAGCUCAACUUUCCCCGCGAUGAAAUCGUUGUCAUGACCAAGGUGUAUGGCGUCGUCGCGCGUACCCCUGCUGAGAGAUACAUGACACGUAUGGCGGAGGUUGAAGCUCGUGGAUACGUAAACCAGUCGGGUCUUAGCCGUAAACACAUAUUCGAGUCGAUCAAGCACUCACUCGAGCGACUUCAGCUUGAAUAUGUCGACGUUCUCCAGUGUCAUCGGUUCGACUAUAAUACACCUAUUGAAGAGACUAUGCAAGCCCUUCACGAUGUGAACCACUAUAGUUUACUUUACCGAGAGGAAGAAAGAGAAAUGGUACCAACACUAAAAAUGUUUGGUGUUGGGAUGAUUCCUUGGUCCGCGCUUGCCAGAGGUAUACUGACUCGCCCAGUCUCUCAAUACAAAACAACAGCCAGGUCCCAAAACGAUCCAUGGGCCAAAAAUUAUGAUAAAACCAAAGAGACGAAUGAUAAGAUUGUAUCUUCUGUUGAAGCAAUUGCAAAGUCCAAGGGAAUCAGUAUGGCUCAGGUCGCAAUCGCAUGGUGUUUAUCUAAAGAUGGAAUGGCUGCGCCAAUCAUCGGUACUACCAAAUUAGAGAAUUUAGAGGAUAUAAUCGAUGGCAUCCACGUCAAGCUCACAGAAGACGAAAUUAAGCGAUUGGAAGAGCCGUAUACACCUCAAGGCAUUGUGGGACACGCCUGA